UUGAAAUCGGGCUUUUACAGCAUAAUGUGGCCGAGAGCGUGGGUGUUUGUUGCCUUGGUGUGCGUGGCGGCUGCAGCUCCGUCGAACAGCACGGGCAAUGUCGAGAAACCUGGGUGGCAGCCUCGGUUCCUGGGACAGAUUCAUCUUAAGCACGCUGCCUUCAUGGAACUCUAUUUCUCCGAGGAUGAAUCUUUGGACUAUAUGGAUCGAUGGAACCUAUACAUUUCCAGCUUUGACCCUCUUUGCCAGGAAGAUGAAGUCUACCGCAUGAAGUCCCCGGGUCGUUUCCUGGAUGACAUCGCCUCGUGGAACAUCGAAGUCAUGGACCAGUCUGCCGUCUGGCCCAACAACCCAGAUUACCUGCCCAGCUCUGUAGCAGGCGCCGAGGGAGUUAUCUGGACCUCAGGCUUCCUCGUCCCUGGCAAGACCGACGGACAACUGCAGAUGUACGACACGACGAAAGACCCGGUCGAUGGUCCUUACAACAUCGCCAGGAAUGAUAAUAAUGCGUGGUCUUAUCAUCGCGUGGUUUGGAAGGACAUGGACCUUGACGGAGACCUCGACGCACUCACUGCCAGGUUCCACAAGCCUGUACUCGGUAGUACCAAGCACGACCUGGUUUGGUUUGAAAAUGAAGGAACAGGUUUUAGCAUCGGUUGGAAAGAGCACAUUGUUGCCAGCGACGGGCCAGACGUUCACUUCGAUCUGGUAACACUGAACGCUGGAGGACGCGACUAUGAUUGCAUAAUUGUGGGGGAAUUCUUCAAUCAGAGGACCUCUAUCUACUGGACGGAGAGCGAGACUAAUGACUGGAGUGACCUUACGCUUGUGAAAUCCCGCGUGAUCAACGAGAACGCAGGCCAGACCUUCGACGUCCUUGUGGAGGAUUUCAACCGAGAUGGAGUUCUGGAGUUCCUGGCAACCGAGUUCAGGACUGACCUCGGGAUUGGUCAGGUCACCGUAUAUCAGUUCCCGGAAGAUUUCAGGACGGACGACUUCCCUCAUUUCAAGAUCGCCGACAGCUUUCGCCCCAACCAGAUCCUGGCGGGACAGACCAUGUCGCCGGGAACGCCCAAGGUCUACUACCCUAACGCCGCCUACGCUGAAGAUGUAGCCGAAGACGGGAUGCCACAUAAACCGUACAUCUUGCUCUCUGGAGACGAUGAUGGCCGGAUGUACGUGUUAUACCCAAGCUCUGAGGACCGGAAUAACUGGGUGUAUCAGAAGCACAUCCUGGUGGACACCGAAGACACCACUGUUGGCAAAAUGGCCCACGGUGACCUGGACGGAGACGGUUACGAGGAAGUCAUCGUGGCCGGUUAUACGAUUGGCGAAGUCUAUGUCUUCACUUACGCUCCUUGAGAUGUCUUGGGAUGGCAUUGCUGUAUUUGGUGACGUCACUUGAUGUCUGGCUUUAAAAAAAUUUUUUUUUUUUUGCUUCUGUGACAUCAUUUUCUAUUAUUU
This is a messenger RNA of Penaeus monodon (black tiger shrimp), 1464 nucleotides long. RefSeq lists its product as uncharacterized. NCBI's taxonomy places the organism in Eukaryota, Metazoa, Arthropoda, Malacostraca, Decapoda, Penaeidae. The coding region runs from base 25 to 1362 and encodes 445 amino acids. The transcript is spliced from 11 exons. The record is from RefSeq and is a predicted model, not a curated record.